GCAUGAAAGAAGAACAUGCAGGGAACUGCAUAUGGAAUUGUGUGGAAAGCAAUUGAUCGCAAGACUGGAGAAAUAGUUGCUGUCAAGAAGAUCUUUGAUGCUUUUAGGAACAGAACAGAUGCUCAGAGAACAUUCCGGGAAAUUAUGUUCCUGCAGGAAUUUGGAGAACAUCCAAAUAUCAUCAAGCUGCUUAAUGUCAUCCGGGCUCAGAAUGACAAGGAUAUUUACCUGGUUUUUGAAUCUAUGGAGACAGAUUUACAUGCUGUGAUCAAGAAGGGGAAUUUGCUGAAAGACAUCCACAAGUGUUACAUCCUUUAUCAACUGCUGAAGGCCACCAAAUUCAUCCACUCAGGGAAUGUCAUUCACAGAGACCAGAAGCCCUCAAAUAUCCUGCUGGAUGCAGAUUGCUUUAUUAAGCUUUGUGAUUUUGGACUGGCUCGCUCCCUAUGUCAGAUCCAUGAGGACCAAGGCAGCCCUCCAUUGACAGAGUAUGUGGCAACACGCUGGUACCGAGCCCCUGAGAUUUUACUUUCAUCUCGUAGCUACACAAAAGGUGUGGACAUGUGGAGCAUCGGCUGUAUUCUGGGAGAGAUGCUGCUUGGAAAACCUCUUUUCCCUGGAACAUCAACAGUGAAUCAGAUACAACAGAUCUUAAGUGUUAUUCCUGCUCCAUCCCAGGAAG
Messenger RNA from Pelodiscus sinensis (Chinese soft-shelled turtle), 682 nucleotides. The record is from RefSeq and is a predicted model, not a curated record. Lineage: Eukaryota; Metazoa; Chordata; Testudines; Trionychidae.